Messenger RNA from Plasmodium gonderi, 8388 nucleotides. RefSeq lists its product as hypothetical. The transcript has 2 exons. Bases 1 to 8388 code for a protein of 2795 amino acids. The record is from RefSeq and is a predicted model, not a curated record. Lineage: Eukaryota; Apicomplexa; Aconoidasida; Haemosporida; Plasmodiidae.
AUGCUGCACUUAAAGAACUUUUGUAUAUCAUCAGAUAUUGAACACAUCGAACAAAUAUUGAAAGCAAAAGAUUAUGAUGGAAUAAAGACAAGUAGAGAGAUAAAAAACAUUUUCGAAAAUCUGAGUUCAGCGUUCAAAACGUUUAGCAACUCAUUAAAACAAAUUUACAGUGAUGCAAAUAAUUUAGUUACAAAUGUAAAAGAACAACAUAAAGAGGAAGGAAAUUUAGAACAUGUCUACUUUGUCAAUUUCUUUGUUAAUGUCAUUUCAGUUAUACAAAAUUUGUACGAAAAAAAUUUGUCCAUUAGUGAGAGCAUAAAUAAGAAUAUCGUUCUGAAAUUGGAAAAAGAACAAAAUGAAAGGGAAGAGGAUAUCAAUUCAAUUUAUAAACUAUUUGAUGAAUGCAAAAGUACGAAAAAUGAAGAUAAUUGUAAAAAUUUUAAUCUCUCAGGAAAUUCUCCUGCACAGAAAUCAAAAGUGCGAAAUUCGCCAUAUGUUGCAAGUAUUCAACAAGUUAAUCAUGAUUAUGAUAUGAAAGAUGUGGAGAAUGAAAGAAAUCAUCAGAAGAUGGAAUACCAUAUAUUUGAAGAAGAAAUUCUUGUUGAUGGAAUUCCACUAAAACAAAUAGAAAUAGAUUUAAAGAGAUUCUUAAAUAAUGAAUAUUUUGCAAAGGAAUACUUGAACCACUCCAAGUAUAAGAAACACUUUUCAGAGUUAGACAAAAUGAAUGUCAAACUGGACAAAGAAAUAUACGCAUUGAAAGAGCUUAUAGAAAAAUUCGGAAAAAAUGCAAGUAAGCUACUAAUCAAUAAAUCUAAAGAAAGAAUAAGUUCUAUACAAAAUAAAAAAAAGGAACAUCUAGAGAUUCUGUAUGACAAUAUAAAAGAACUCAGGAAUAACAAAAGAACUAUCAGAUGCAAUAUUAAAGACUUGGAAGAGUAUGUACAAGAUAAUGAUCGUUGGAAGAAGAAUAAACAGGAUAGAUCAAAAACAUAUGGAAAAGGGAUCCAAACCGGAGAUUCACUCGCAGAUCCAAGCGAAGAGAGUGAGAAACAUCAAACGUUUCUGAACAAUGAUAAGGAACCAAUAAAAUUAAUGGUAACACAGGAACUUUACUUAGAAAAAUUUGAAAUAAGAGAAAAACACAGAAUCGAAAAUAUAUAUGACAGUGUAAGGAAAUUUAUACAAAUACUAGCACUUGAACAAAUUCAUAUGAACAAAGUUCUGUAUAAUAGUGCACACGAAAUUAGUUCAUAUGAUUCACUUAUCGAUUAUCAAACAUGGCUAAGUAUUAUUUUGAACAGAAAUACAGGUAGUGUAACAGAUUUACAGAAGAAAAUUUCCAAAAAUCAUGUAUUAACAAAGGAAGAACUAUUCCUACUAAUGCCACAUAGAAAUGAUGAUUCAGUUGUGGAUGAUCAAUACAAAUGUGAAAAGAAAGGUAAAUCAAAGGAUUCAAAUUUUCAGAAUGGGGAAUUGAUUUGCAAUGAUAAUAGUAUAAUUAGUCACGAAGAAAAAAUGAAACAAAAUAAAGAAACAAUUAAAGAAAACACACAAACGGUUAACAAACGAAGUGACCAAUUUACUAUUUCUACAAGGGAUGGUCAAUUCCCCGAAGAAUUUUACAUCCCUGUAAUAAUAUCAAAAAAGAAUAUGCACAAGUCAGGUGAUAUUCAUAACAGUUUGAAGGAUACCACAAUUCAUACCCAAGAAAUGAACGAGGUAGAAAACAAAAGUGAUACACAGAUAAACUCAAUUAUGGAGGAAAAAAAUGUAAUCAAUAAUCAUAACCACCAUAUGGAAAAAGAUAUAUUUUCCUUUCUAGCAAACAGACAAAAGGAUUACGAAAAGUAUAUCUUACAAUUCAACAAAGUAAAUAUUUUAUCUUCCAUGUUUCAGAAAACAAAUAAUGAUAAAAGAAAAUGGUAUAAUCAAAAUUUCUUUCAAAGUCAUUUUAAUGAAGAAGGACAUUAUAUGUACCCAAUUCAAAUUCCAACUAAUAUCAAUAAAUUUUCUUCAUUUCAAAACAUGUCUCUUCCUGUUCCAUUAUCAAGUAUACUUGAUUUUGGGGAUGAAGAAAUGAAUGAAUAUGAUUAUAUGCUGAUGGCAUAUGAAUCUCUUCUUCUCGUUUAUUACUCGUUAUCUACACAAUUAAAUGGAUAUUUCUUAUUUGACAUUUCUAAAAAAAGUAAGACACACAAAGAUGUGUACAAUCAAUUUUAUAAAAAGUGUUAUCCCAUUUUGGAAAAGUUGAAAGAUAGAAACACAUCAUUGGAAAGAAAAAAUAACAAUUUCAAGUGUACGGAUUAUGGAAAGAAAAAAAGGGAUAUGCAUGAUGAAGCAGAAAAGGAAGAAGUAAAAUACGCUACUUCCCCACCAUCGAAUGAUAUAAAAAAUGCUGUAAAUAAUUACUUUGAAUAUGUGAAUUAUAUUUAUAAUGUAAAGUUACAAAACAUAUUAUUAGUAAAAAGAAUAACAAAUAUUUUUAGAAUAAAAAUGAACUUAAAUUCUAGAACAAAUGAUUUAAUCACCUUACUUACAAUCCCAUCUCAUUACAUGAAUUAUGGAAAUACAUAUUCCUUUCACGUUCUAGAUGUGCGUUUUAGAAUAAUUCGUGUAAUGGAUAGUUUGAACUUCAAUUCUAUAUUCUAUUUUGAAAAAGAAAAAAAAAGCAACAUGAGAGACACACGAGGUGCACAGUAUAGUGAAGAAUACACCGUAUACAUAAACUGGCUAAAGAGACAGUUGCAUCUGCUAUACAUAUCUGUCUACUUCAAAUUUUUUACCUUUGUUAAAUUUAUUCCAUAUUUUGAUUUCUUCUCCCAUACAUGCAUAAAAGGUGUAAUAAAUCAAUUCAAGAACAAUGAUGAGUAUUUUAGUUACAUUACCAGAAGAAGAGGAACAGGAAAGGAAUGUUCAUUUGUAUCAUACAUGUUAAAUGUGAGAAAAAAGAUCAAAAAUCUGUAUGCAUCUGUUUUACACCAAAAAUACAAUAGUCAUUAUUACACAAGAACCUCCGAAUCGAAAGACGAAAUAGAUGUAAAAAUUGAGCAGAAGAACCCAUUGAAAAAAAAAACAGACAACCAUAAGAAAAAAAAUGGAGAAACAAAUUUUAUUACCUUUAAAUCGUUAGAAAGAGACGAAAAAAUUAUCUUUUUAUGCAAUCUCUUGCUAAAAAAUUUAAUUAAAUCUUUUCGCAUAAUUUAUAUGUUAAAAUCUCUAGUGAAAGAACACAAAUGGAAUAUGGGGUUCUUCGAUGAGAAAAAUAAACUCUCCAAUUUGGUUAAGUUCUUCACAAAAAUAGAAUACUAUGAUUAUGAAAUUAGGAGCAUUAUUAUAUCUCAAAGCGAGCAGAUCACAUGCAUAUCCUCAAAUCAGAAUGACAUUACAUUGUAUUCUGAAUCGGUAAAGAAGUUUCCUAUCAGUAGAAGCAAUCACAACCACAGUCACCACACAAGUGAGAGUGUCGAAAGAAAUGACUCCCUUAUGAACGAAUACAACACGAGAGGAAAUCAUGAAUACAUUCCCAUAUAUGAUAUGCAAAACAUUGAUUACGACAAAUUGUUUAAAAAUAUUUUUUUAACCGAAUUUUCCAAAUUAGUUGAAAAUUCACCACCUCAAGAUUGUACAAGUACAAUUAGGGAAGAAAUUAUCAAACCUAAGCAAAGGAUAAGAAAAAUGAGUGAACAGGAUUAUGAAUCAAAGAAGGGAAGAAAUCUCACAAGAAAAGAAAAAAAAAUUAAAAAUAAUAUUUUUUACAAAUUAAAUGUAGAAACUAUUUUAUGCUCCAGUUGGUUCAUUGACAGAACGUUGCUUCAUUUCUUUCUCUAUUACUACAUCUCCUGUGUUAUUGGAACUAGCGGAAAGACAAAUAUGUAUUCAGAUACACCUUACAUAAUGCAAGGAAUUAUGCUAAUUAUAUAUUACUUACAAUCUGGUAAUGAUUUAACAUUGCAGGAGAAAACAAAACGAUACUGUGAUGGAGUAGAAUCCACUUUGAUCCCAAUUUCGACUUUUAUCUUGUACAUGGCUAUUCAUUUGUUUUACUCUUUUUUUGAUAAAAAAUUAUUGACAAUAUCUUUGAAUGAGGAUGAUGGAAAUGUAAAACUUUUUUUGAACACAAAAUUAAGCGAUCCGAGCGAUGAGAAAGAAUCUGAAUUAAAUAAAAUCGAGUCACAAUUUUCUCCCUCCUCGAAUUGUAUUAACACAGAUCCAGAUUGUUUUCGAGCAAAAAGUCAAAUCAUUACUGUGCAGAAUGCUAGCCAUUUUUAUUUCAUUCUAAAAAAUUUUGAAUCCGUCAUGUCUUACAGAACCAUUGAUGAGAUGACCUUAAGAAAAGAUCAAAACGAAAUAAUAGAUGCAUCCAUAAUUGAAUUAUAUGAAAACGAUUUCUUCCUCAAAUGGAACAAAGAAAAAAAUUGUUCUGACAAAAAAAAAUCACAGAAGAAAAAAAUUACAUUCUGCACAACAGUUGCAAAUGAUACUAUCCAAGAAGCAGAUACUAAUGCACAAAAUUAUUUUCAAUAUAAAAAAAUGACUGAAGAGGAACACGAAAAUGAUAUGAUUUAUCUGAAAAGAUACUACAAUAUUUUAUUCCUUUUUAACUAUAACCAUUUGGAAAAUCUAAUUAGUCCGUACGUUCCCAAUAUCCUCUCCCUCUAUGUGAACGACCAUUUAUAUUCCAGGGAUCAUCUUUUCUUUCAUAGUUGGCAUUUGAAAAAUCAUAACAAUAUGGAUAUAAACCACGUGAUGACAGAACCAUGUGAAAAUUCAGACGUUAUUCAACGUGUUCAUUAUGGUGCAACUCAUGCAGGAGGAAUAAAAAGAGAAAAUCCUUUGUAUGCUUCAUCACAAUGUAGUAAUAUCUGCCAUAACAUUCAUAUGAAUAACAAUGUAAAAUGUACAAAUUUCAUUACCAAUUCAGAUAGCCUGUGUUAUGAAGCAAAAGAGAAUAUACAGAAAAUGCAUGAACAGAUUUCUGAACCAGUUCAUACCAAUCUUUGUAGCUGUAGUGAACUCAUUAUAAAAUAUAAAGCUCAUGAAAAGAUGUACACCAAUUUUUCCCUGAUAAACAUGUCAAGAAUUGAAAAAGUAAUGACUGAUAUCAUUUUAAUGAGAAUUAUUAGUUGUAAUUUUAGGGACCAUUUCAUACUACUCUUUUGUAAUUACAGAAAAUUUAUUGACAUGUAUUCACUUCCAUAUGUAUUAGACAUAUUUGUAAUGAUACACAAAUUCUUUACAAUAAAUAACAACAGUUCCGAGGAAAAAUCAAAUAAGUGGAAAUACAUGAAUCACAGAGGAAAAGAAAACGACAAAUGCAUAAAUUGUAUUCAUUGUUCUCUUCCGAAUGAUAGAAUAGAACGAAAUAGAAUUAUCUUUGAACACAGUUGCAAUGUUGUCAUCGAUGAUUCAGAUAAAAACAAAUUCAUUUCAGAUUAUCAACAAAAUGGUAAUUUCCAUUCACGUACUUCAAAUAUGCAAGAAAAGGAAAAAGAAAAAAAAAUGGUGCCCGAUUUAGAUACCCGUGGAUGCAGAAUCUAUACACAGUGUGUAAACUGCCAGAAUAGUAAUAAUGGAAUAACCUCAGCUCAUGAAUUAUCACAUUAUUUUAAAUUCUUCAUUUUCAACACGGUUAAAAAUAUUUUUUACAACAUUUUGUGUACUGUACGGGAAGACAUACAAUCGAACGAGGUGUUAAGAAAAGUGACAAAUGGUAAUGUAAAAAACGAAGAAUUAGCAAAUAAAUUGGGUUGUAAUCCAGAUAACAGCCCGUUUCUUCAAUCGAAAAAUUGUGUUCGAGGGUAUGAUAAUGCCAAUGCUGCAAAUAAUGCCAAUGCUGCUAAUAAUGCCAAUGCUGCAAAUAAUGCCAAUGCUGCUAAUAAUGCCAAUGCUGCUAAUAAUGCCAAUGCUGCUAAUAAUGCCAAUGCUGCUAAUAAUGCCAAUGCUGCAAAUAAUGCCAAUGACGUGAGGGAGGCAGUUGAUGAAUUCCCCAUGAGCUACCAAGAUUAUGUUCUCAAAGAGUACGCAUGUAUUAUAAACAAAUAUAUUAACGAAAUUGUCGUAGAAAUUUUGUUUUUUUCAAAUAUAUGGAAACACUACCUCCCGCUAGAAGAACACCCAUUGGUUGUUCUAUAUGCAGCUAACAAAACAUUACAUUAUGAAGUUUUGAAAUUUAUAGGAUUAAUUAAAAACAAUAAGGAGUUAUUGUUUAAUGAGGCCCUAUCUAUCAUUGUUUCGUUGUAUAAUUUUAAUUUACUAAAUAAAGAAAUUGUCUUGCAAACCAAUACAUAUGAAAAGUACCAAUCUUUGAUAAAUGAAAAGUUCAUUAAUGAUCGAAGCAUGAAGAAAGGAAAUGUCCAAGCAGGUAUUGUAUAUACAGACAAAAACAAAAACAUGACAAGAGAUGAUAGGAUCAUUUCUAUCGAAGAUGACAAGAGUCAUUGUCAUUCCCAUGAGCAGAACAAGAUGAAGAAAAAAAUCAUAAAAUAUUAUGAAACUAGGAACUCACUGAAGAGAAAUGAACAGAGUGUGGAUAGAACUACACAUGAAGAAUACAAAAACGAAGAAAAAUAUGACAUGUUCAUAAACUUGUCAUUAAUUAUUUCAAAUGCAAAUGAUCCCUGUAUGGUGAAAUUGAUGUUUAAAUUAGAAAAGAUAUUUAUAAAAAUUAUUGAUCAAAAGUUACAACAGAACAAAAAUUUGUUAUCUGUGUGUUUGAAAAAUGAAAAGUUAAUUCCAUUGAAUAGCCCAGAAAUUAUGUACAAUUCGACAUCUGUUGACAUUUUUUCCAUUAUAUGGAAUAUUUUAGAUGUCCUUUUUGAAUACAAGUGCCCAGUAGAAUGGAUUAUAACUCCAUUUGUAGAAUUCUUAAAUAAUUUUAUAAACGAUUAUUGUGAUAAUUACAAAAAGAAAUAUACAUCUUUCAUCAUAUCAGUACUUAAUCAAUAUGCAGACAAAUACUUUAACGAAUUGUUAAACUUAACGGAGAAACAAAAAAUUCAGUGGGAUAAAUAUUCUCGUAGUAACAUAAAAAGAAGAAUUAAAAAUGCAGCUAACAGAGCUAAUAACGAAAAAAAUGCUACUAAUAUUUUCAAACAAAACGAAUUAUAUUUGAUUGACAAUCAGGAAGAGAAAGAAAAUGAUGACAUAAUGAUGUAUAAUGAAAAUAUCGAAAAUGAAUUUAAUGAUAUCAAGGAAAUUACAAAUCGGAUUAAACAUAAGAAGAGGAAAAAAAAAAAUGUAUUCUACAAAUUAUUUGAUUAUGACGAAUUAGAUGUAGAUCUGAUAAAAAAUAAAGUUGGAGAAAUAUUAGAAGACAUAAAUGACUUAUCUCUCAAAAUGCCAAAUUUUCAGAGUAAUAUUUCGCACAAUAAUAAGGAAGUACCCGAUGGAGGAAUGAAUAGGAAUGUUACAUAUGCUGUUUCUCCUGCCGAUACUUCCACUGUCGCUAUUUCUUCCACUAUCGUCUGUCCUGCCAAUGAAUCCUGUGGGAAGAAAGACGAAAUUGAAAGAAAAGCAUCCUACAUGAGUGAAGAUUUAGUAAACAUCAUAGAAGAAAUAAACUAUCUUUUUAACGAUUCUGACAUGUCCAAUUCUCUAGUCAUCACAUGGAAUUUGUUUUUCUUCCAAGAACAGGUAGCCCUAAUUCGUAAUAAGUUUGAAAAAUAUAUACUAGAAUAUAUAACUACUAGAACUAAAGAUGUGGAUAAACUGAGUAAAAUAUUUAACAAUUAUGGACAGUUUGAUAUAACAUUGCCCAUACUAGAAAAAAAUAUUUAUACCAAAACAAUAUUUGAUAUUCUAACUACAUCCAUAAAUAAUAUAAAAAAUACACUAAAUAAUACCCUCUAUUAUAUAUUUAAAGUUUUGUCAAUACGAAUUAUAUGCUACGAGUUUCAGCAAGAAAUAUUUUACAAUUUAUAUGAACAACCAUAUGAAACAAAUAAUGUUAAGAAUAUUAUUUCCAUUUUUCCAAAUACUAUUGAGAAAUUCUUUUCACAAAUACCAGAAAUGUUUUAUAAAAAUAUAUUAACCGUUUUUAUAGAAGUUUUUAUAAAAAUGUGGAUAGUAGUUGUAGUAGAGAAAGGUUUUUCAAAUUAUAUUUUUAAUGAUCAGGACAUACAUGUUAUGAAGAGGGAUAAUCAGUAUAUAAAAAAGUAUAUGCAGAAGAACAAUAUAGAAUUAAAUCAUUCUUUUCUUACCAAAAAAUAUGAUGUUAUUGAAUAUAUAGACACCUUUUUUGAUACCCUCUAUGCCAAUCGCCACAUGUUUUCUCAAAUUAUGAAUGAACACAAGGAAAAAAAAAAUAAAAACAUUAUGUCUUCUGCCUAUACCAAGGGAAUGGCCAUUAUAACUGGGAUAAAUCAGCACAUUCAGGAGAACACUUAG